This is a messenger RNA of Anopheles cruzii, 1552 nucleotides long. RefSeq names its product zinc finger protein 568-like. Gene Ontology annotation, molecular function: zinc ion binding; RNA polymerase II cis-regulatory region sequence-specific DNA binding; DNA-binding transcription factor activity. Gene Ontology annotation, cellular component: nucleus. The record is from RefSeq and is a predicted model, not a curated record. Gene Ontology annotation, biological process: regulation of transcription by RNA polymerase II. The transcript is spliced from 4 exons. Bases 1 to 1443 code for a protein of 480 amino acids. NCBI's taxonomy places the organism in Eukaryota, Metazoa, Arthropoda, Insecta, Diptera, Culicidae.
AUGGAAUCCGUAAUAUGUUUAUUGUGCUUGAAGCACAAAGAGCGUCUGAAAGUGUCCAGCACAGUAUUCGAAACAAAUGUCAUCAACACUAUUGCUCUGCACUUUUGGUUCACCAAGAAAGUCGCACAGAAACAUUUCGUUUGUAACGAUUGCUGGAAACAAGUGGACGAGUUUGAUAAAUUUUACAAGAAAGUGGUAUUGGAACAUCAGAGAAGUUUUAUAGAGAAUUGUCCCGAAUCACCAGACGGAAUACAUGCAGAGGAAAGCGAAUACUACGUAUCCUGGGAUGACGAAUCGGAUACAGAGCAGAUCGAUGAAAAAAUCGGAAGAAUUUUCGAAGGCAUCCAACAGCACCACCAAAAGAAAAUACAAAUUGACGAUUCCGUUAAAAAGGAUGACAAGGAUGUGGAUGACAAACAGAUUAAAACAUACGAUGCAGCUCGUAAAAGCAACAGGUUAAAGGAAUGUGCAUCUGCUGAUGCAAUCGAUGCGCUUGAUGAAGGACAGUCUUACUCAGAGUAUUCGUUUGGCCUGUCGGGUAGCGAAGAUGAGGCAUCAGACACCGAAAGCGGAGAAUCACUUGAUACACAUAAUAAAAUCCUGGGCAAACACUGUGAAACUCCGGCGCUAACUCCAGUUCCAGAAAGCACGCCCUACAAAUGCAAAUCGUGCGAUACAUUUUUUGUGAAAGAAUAUCAACUGACUGCUCACGAACAAUUUUGCAAACGUUACAAGUGCAUAGAUUGUGGGCUUGUUUUCUUCGAUUUAAAACAAUUAAUUUCGCACCGAAAACAACAUAUACGAACCAAGAGAGGCAGUCCAGAACAGGGCGGGCAAGCUCAUCAAUGCACAGAGUGCUCCAAAAGUUUUCCAACCGAAGAGGCUGUGGAUAGGCACAUCGCAUUCGUCCAUUAUCCUGAAAAAUUUUACAUUUGCGAUGUUUGUGCAAAAUCUUUCAAAAAAAAAUCAGAUUAUAAUAUCCAUAAAAGACUAGUACAUUUGAAGCAGUACAUUUCCGUGGAAUGUGAAAUAUGUAAAAAGUGGCUGAAAGAUGUUACUUACUUAACGACGCAUAUCAGAAAAUGUCAUAAAACUAAAACCUUCGCUUGUGAUACAUGUGGUAAGGUAUUCGCGACAAGCUGGAGUCUUAAACAUCACAUCAGAAGUGCUCACAUGACAAAGGAAACGUUUUUGUGUAGCAUCUGCGGAAAGAAUCUUGCCAGUAAAAACAGUUUAAAGGAACAUUGUGCUACGCAUACCAGCGAUUAUCUGUACACCUGUCCUUACUGUCCAAAGAAGUUCAAUUCAAGCGCCAAUCGUUUUGUGCACAAGAAAAAGAUCCAUAAUUUGGAGUGGCAAAAAGAUCGUGAGCAGCACCAGAAUCGAAAUAAGCCAGAUCAUAUUGUAAGAAGGUCAGGCACCGAAACAAUGGAAACGCUUUGAAGGAUUGAAGUAGCGAUGCUUUCUGGAUCUGGGUCUAUUAAUAACGAGAGAGUGGCUAAGUUGUUCGCCACACGCUUUGCUCAAGUUCAAGUGGUUAGGAUAGUUGUUC